Molecule: messenger RNA, 1598 nt
Organism: Hermetia illucens (black soldier fly)
Lineage: Eukaryota; Metazoa; Arthropoda; Insecta; Diptera; Stratiomyidae
Product: serine protease 7-like
Exons: 4
Coding region: 434-1384 (316 amino acids)
Biological process (GO): proteolysis
Molecular function (GO): serine-type endopeptidase activity
Source: RefSeq, a predicted model, not a curated record
CAAAAAGUAUCUUGGAUGAGUAUAAUUAUCUGCUCUCGACCGGUUUUAAAUCUGCGACCAAUUAAAUGCAAAUAACCUGCUCUGCUGCCUAUUUCCGUUCCAUGGGAGCUUUUGUGAAUCACCUUAAAAAAUGAAAUUGCGAACUAAAUAUUUCUUAUACAGAAUAUGAUCUGGUUGUAGAGUAAUACUAUAGAACCGGAGAACGGGUUCAGUGUAUGAACAACUCUAGAAGGCGGUAGAUAGCUUCUAACUCUUGGGGAAUACGCCUUUCGUUUAAACUAGUUGGCUAGUUAGAAUACCUGAACCGGUAAAAGGGUAGAGUUUAACCAGUUUCUAGUGUAGUGUAUGAAUGAAACUUCAAUUGUGCAGUGAAAAUUAAUUAGUGAUUGUCCAUACAUAUAUCGAUUGUUUUUCUUCAACUUCCAAAAAAACAAUGUUUACUUCAAGUGGUCGAAUUGUGUUUUUUAUCUUUUCUUUCCUGUUUGGAUGCAAUAUCGCUUCGGGAGAGAACUAUUACUCGCAUAGGAUAGGACUGGAUGAUCUUAUCCAUCAAUCAUUUAAGGAUAUUUUUCCGGAGUUAAGUGAAUGCUGUCCAAUAAAACCACUUCCUCCCAUCUAUGGCGGGACGCCAACGGAGGUUGAUGAAUUCCCGCAGGUAGUGCUCUUGCACUAUAUUGACAAGAAUGGAAAUAGCACCUUCCCUUGCUCGGGGACGUUGAUUAGCAGAUCAUUUGUCUUGACUGCCGCCCACUGCGUGACUGGUGAAAUUCAGAGGAAAUCAGGAUUUUUAGCCUACAUUCGAUUAGGUGAACAUGACCUCUCACAAGUUGAGUGCAAUCGAGGAAUUUGCAGUGAAAUAAAGACUAAAGUGGACAGAGCAAUAGGAAAAGUCAUUGUCCAUGAGAACUAUAGUAGCCGAACUUAUCAGAAUGACAUAGCCUUGGUGCAGCUCUCGGAUCCUUUGUAUGAUUUCUCAUCCAAUAUCGCGCCUAUGUGCUUACGGUGGGUUCAUAAGCCCAGUGCUACAAUUCUACGUCCAGAUCAUGAAUACACCGUUGUUGGAUGGGGCCGUACACUCAAUCAAAAGCAAAGUCCUGUCAGUAAUAAACUAAACGUAAAAUUGUACGAUCAUAAUGAGUGCGUUAGACAGUAUGGCAGAAAAAAUGUCACAAUAACAAAAGGACAAAUUUGCGGCGGGGGUGUAUUCAAGCAAGACGCAUGUGAUGGGGAUUCCGGGGGACCUCUUAUCUCAUUUAUUGACGGUUGCCCAGUGCUUGAUGGAGUUAUUUCAUUCGGAAGAGGUUGUGGAUUAGAAAAUUGGCCUGGCGUGUAUACAAAUGUUAUGGCGUAUAGGAGGUGGAUUGUGAAACACCUGGUUGCUUGAGUGACAGAGUGAUCAUCAUAGAUUGUAAAGGACUUAAAUGAUUUUUAUCAAGGAUCGUGAAGUGAACGCCAGGAGAUUAAUAAAGAUUACUUAGUAUUAUGAAAUAAAGCAGGGAAAAAGUAUUGUUUAAUAUGUAUCUUUAGUCUAAAUUAUCCAGACAGUGAACAAACACUUUCUAAUGUUCAGUUUAAUAUAAAACAGUUUACUUCUAAAA